Molecule: messenger RNA, 1043 nt
Organism: Haliotis rufescens (red abalone)
Lineage: Eukaryota; Metazoa; Mollusca; Gastropoda; Lepetellida; Haliotidae
Product: shematrin-like protein 2
Exons: 3
Coding region: 153-929 (258 amino acids)
Source: RefSeq, a predicted model, not a curated record
UGCGGCUACGGCAACAGGGAUGUUGCAAUAGAUCACCCUGUUUCCACCGCCUGUCAAAAUGACCAUAUAAACGGCCCUGGAGGAGGAAGACCUUCCAGAUCUUGUAGCAGAUUCUUAUCUGAAGUUCAAGAUUGUCAGGAUUCUCACCAGACAUGAAGACAGUCCAGCUCCUCCUCGUGGUCAUGGCCAUGGCCGCAGUGGCCCGUGCCUUGUACCCAUUCCCAUACAUGCAUAGUCCCCUGCUCCUCGGGGCCCGUAUGCACGGCCUUCACUCCGGAUUGGGUAUCUACGGCCUUGGCCAGGGGUCAUACAUGGGUGGAAGCUACCCUUAUAUGGGUCACGGGGGGUCAUACCUCGGACACGGAGGGUCGUAUCCUUACUAUGGUGGCAGUAUCUCCUAUCCCGUACACCUAGACGGCCUGGGCCAUGCUGGUCAGAGUGGAUCCUACCCCUACUCUGGUCUCGGUGGAUCCUAUCCCUACGCAAGCUCAUCCGGUUCCUAUCCCUACGUACACCUAGACGCCCCAGGCCAUGCUGGUCAUAGUGGAUCUUACCCCUACUCUGGUCUCGGUGGAUCCUAUCCCUACGCUAGUUCCACCGGUAGCUCGUAUCCCUACGCCGGGUCAGUUGGCUCAUAUCCCUACGCCGGGUCAGUUGGCUCAUAUCCCUACGCCGGGUCAGUUGGCUCAUCUCCCUACGCCGGGUCAGUUGGCUCAUAUCCCUACGCCGGAUCAGUUGGCUCAUAUCCCUACGCCGGAUCAGUUGGCUCAUAUCCCCACGCCGGAUCAGUUGGCUCAUAUCCCUACGCCGGGUCAGUUGGCUCAUAUCCCUACGCCGGGUCAGUUGGCUCAUAUCCCUACGCAGGAGGUCAAACUAGCGUGUAUCCCCAGACCAGUCCUUAUUUACACGGACACAGCCUGAUCCAUUAGAUUCCAUGGGAUCCAGUUCAGUUCAAGGUCAAGGCCAAGGCCGAACCUGCCGAAAUGGAAAACGCGUCAGAUCCAAUAUACCUGUGUACCAGUAGAAUAAACACUGUCUUUUAA